UGUUCCCGCCGCCCCCCACCCUCCCCUACCCCGCAGCCCCGACCGCCCGGGUGCUCCUCGCCGGCCUCCCCCGGCGGCCCGCGGCCAGGCAGAGGCGGGAAAGCCGCGCGCCUGCGCCGUGGGAACCGAGGCCGGAGGCGAAAAGCGGGGAGCGGAGGGGGGCCGUUGGAGCCGAGUAGCAGCGUACAGGGCGGCGUGUGACGCGGGGACGCCGCGCGCUCCCAACGUCGCCCCGGUUUGACGCACACGGCACCAAACUGCUAAGAUGGCGGCGGCGGCCGAGGAGGCGGAGUUGCUGCUGCACAAGGAGCCCGGGCCGCGGGGUCCGGGAGGCGGCGGCCGCGGGGGGCCGCGGAACCUUAGGUCUGAUUCCCUGGCCUUUGUGUCCCUGGGAGCUUAAUCUCUGCCCGAGGAAAGCAGGUGUUGCUCCAUCCACCUCUCCCGAGAACGUGAAGAUGAGUUGUCCCAGACCCUUCCCCGGGAUUGGAGACUCUCGUGUUGGGAUCCAUCCAUGGUUUAGCGACAUUAGUGGAAAAGUUUUCUUCAACUGUUAAAUUCUGUCAGGAUCCUAUUCCCAGAAGCAAGAUUGGAAAAUUCAUCCCUUUACAGCAAGCUGGUGUGAGAAAGGAAAAACAAAAGCUCAGUUGAUAACAGAAGAAGACCCAGGAUUGAUUUAAUUUUGGAUGAGAUUAUUCUUGCAUCGAAAUGUUAAUAAGCCAAAAUUUAGACUAAAUGUGUUAAGUGAUCUUGCCAACAAUAUGGAUGAUUUGAAGAUAAACACCGAUGUCCAUGGUGCUAAAGAAGAACUCCAAGAUGACAGCAGUUUUAUCUCAGAGAAAGACAGUGGAGUUCAUAAACCAAAAGACUGUCAGACAUCAUUUCAGAGAAACAAUUCAUUGACUCUGUCUGAAGAAUCAUCAGAGGAUAAAUCAGAAAAAGCCUUAAGUGGAGGCCAGUCUGCUUUGCUUAUUCCUGCCGGCGCUCCUGCUGCCUCUAGUGAAAACUUUACCUUGCCUACAGGAGCAAGUAAUGGACCAGUUUCACACUCCUCUGUAACAAAGACUUCCAGUAUGAAUGAAGGUAGUGUCUCUUUAACCACUGGACAGCCUGUGGAUCAGCCAGCGACAGAAUCUUGUUCAGCUUUGAAGGCAGCAGCUGAUCUUCAGCUGUCUGCACCACAAAAACCAAGUCAGCACCAAGUUGUGUUUUUGUUAUCAGAUGUAGCACAUACUAAGAAUACAGCCCAUUCCAUUAAAAAACUACCUACCUCUGCUUCAGUUGGCUGUGAUGUUCCGAGUUCAGUAGGGAACAGUGUGAAGUCAGAGAGCACUUUACUAAACCAAGUGGAGGUGGGUGAGGGUAGUGAACAUGCGUUGGCAAAAGAUGAUUGUGCCAGUGCAUUAGCAGGGAUUUCCUCAGGUACAGAUGAAUUUAGGCCCGAAAAUGAUACAAAUUGGGAUCCCCAGAAAGAGUUCAUUCAGUUUCUUAUGACGAAUGAAGAAGCGGUGGAUAAAGCCCCGGUCCAUCCCAAAGUGGCAGGUGUAGAGAAGAAGAGAAAGCGGAAAAUGGACGUCAGCAGAAUCACUCGCUACACAGAGGACUGUUUCAGUGAUGCAAAUCGUGUGCCCAGUAAGUCAAAGAUGCUACAGGUUGACUUUGUAGGGCAAAAUGAGGAGGUACAAGCAACAGACGCACAGAAAUAUGCUUUAUCAAAAGUGAAGCCCGAAUCUGCUGAUGACCUGGAGUCUGUGGACACUUUUCAGCAUCUAGUUUAUAACUCGGAUAAAUGUGGAGAAGGCAGUUCACCUGCUCACACUCACACUUUCAUAUCAAAUACCGUGAAACAGAAAUGUGAAGAGCGUGACUCCGAGUCACCCGCUCCCUUCAGUGCUGAGGAGCCAUCCUUCUACCCCUGUACAAAGUGCAAUGUGAACUUCAGGGAGAAAAAGCACCUCCACAGGCACAUGAUGUACCAUCUAGACGGCAACAGCCACUUCCGCCACCUCAACGUCCCCAGACCAUAUGCUUGUAGAGAAUGUGGACGGACGUUUCGGGAUCGCAAUUCACUGCUGAAGCAUAUGAUCAUUCAUCAGGAGAGGAGACAGAAGCUGAUGGAAGAAAUCCGGGAAUUGAAAGAGCUCCAAGAUGAAGGACGGAGCGCACGAUUGCAGUGCCCUCAGUGUGUGUUUGGUACCAAUUGCCCUAAGACGUUCGUGCAGCACGCUAAGACCCAUGAGAAGGACAAAAGGUACUAUUGCUGUGAGGAGUGUAACUUCAUGGCAGUCACGGAGAACGAGCUGGAGUGCCAUCGGGGCAUCGCCCACGGAGCCGCAGUGAAAUGUCCUGUCAUCAGUUCAGAUGCAACUCAGAGGAAAACACAGAAAAAGACUUUGGUAAAAGACUCUGUUACAGGUUCAUCCAAAAAACCAGCUACGUACCUAUGUAAAAUGUGCCCCUUUACUACUUCAGCCAGAAGUAUUCUGAAAAAGCACAUGGAGUAUUUGCAUUCCCCGUCAUGUGUUGACUCAUUUGGUAAUCCUCUUGGACUUGACAAAAGAAAAAAUGACGUCCUUGAGGAGUCUGUAGAUCUCGAUUGCACUAAGCCAUUAGUAAAACACCAGUCAGCCACGUUUCCAAAGAACUCUGCUUUAAAACAAGACGUCAAACGGACAUUUGCAUCAAGCUCACAAUCAAAUUUUUCAAAAUUUCAUAAGCGGCCACACCGAAUACAAAAAGCCCGGAAAAGUAUUGCCCAGUCUGGUGUAAACACGUGCAAUCCAAACAGCUCUCCCCACAAGGAUGUUGCGAUUAAAAGCAGCACUGACCAAAAGCCAAAGUAUCUCCAUCAAGUAGCAAAAGAAAAGUCUAAUGCCAAGGCAAAUAGUUAUUUAUAUAGACACAAGUAUGAAAACCACAGGGUGAUCAAAAAAUCAGGUGAAUCAAAUCCACUUCCUUUCAGAAAAGAGGUUAAUUCAUUAAACUCUUUACAUCUGUUUUCAUCAUCAAAUAAUUCUCAUAAUAAUUUUAUUUCAGACCCUCAUUGCCCAGAUACCAAAAGACCAGAUCACAAGCGUGUGGCUGUCAAAAGAGUAGUUAAGCCUUCCAGGAAGGAAAGUUCUGGUGGAGAAGACUUGGAUAGCUAUCCUGAUUUUCUGCAUAAAAUGACUGUUGUUGUUUUGCAAAAGCUUAAUUCUGCUGAAAAGAAAGACAGUUACGAGACGGAAGAUGACAGUUCCUGGGAUAAUGUUGAGCUAGGUGACUACACUACACAGGCCAUGGAAGAAGAAACCUACAGUGGUCUUAGUCAAGAACAUGUAAACUUAUUGCCUCUAUUUAAAAGCAAGAUGGAAAGCCAAGGUCCUGAGGAUAGUACUGCCCUCAGUUACAAUCAGGACGAGGGCUUUUAUUUUGAGUAUUAUGAAGAUGGUGGCACUGACAGCUUUUUGCGUGAGAUACAUGACCCUCAGCCUUUGGAAAAUGCAGAAGCGCCCUUGUCAAAGCACAGCUCCGUGUUUCACUGGGCCGACCUGUCCCUGGAGAAGAAGUCGUGUCCUUACUGCCCAGCCACAUUUGAAACAGGUGUUGGGCUGUCAAAUCACGUCCGAGGGCAUCUUCAUAGAGCAGGAUUAAGCUAUGAAGCCCGUCAUGUUGUAUCGCCAGAACAAAUAGCCACAAGUGACAAAAUGCAGCAUUUCAAAAGAACUGGCACAGGGACGCCUGUGAAGCGUGUUAGAAAAGCUGUAGAGAAGGCUGAGACCACUUCUGAACACACGUGUCAGCUCUGUGGUGGUUGGUUUGACACAAAGAUUGGGUUAUCAAAUCAUGUCAGAGGCCAUCUGAAAAGACUUGGGAAAACUAAGUGGGAUGCUCACAAGUCUCCAAUCUGUGUUCUGAACGAGAUGAUGCAGAACGAAGAGAAAUACGAAAAGAUUUUAAAGGCCCUGAACAAUCGUCGCAUCAUUCCCAGACCGUUUGUAGCUCAGAAAUUCACAUCAGGUGAUGACUUCCUGUCUCAGGAUGUUUUACCUCUCGAUGAAUACCGCAACGGCCUAAAGACAGAGGCUCUGUCAGUGUCUGCAUCAGAGGAAGAGCGCCUGAGCUUCCUAAACGAAUGUGACGAAACAAAACCCGAACUGCCCAGUGGAAGGAAGAGCCAGUCUCUUACACUGAUAGAACUUCUUAGAAACAAAAGGAUGGGGAACGAAAGGAAUUCCGCUCUUUCUCCUCAGAAGAUCCAUAACCAGACGGCAAGGAAGAGGUUUGUUCAGAAAUGUGUUCUUCCAUUAAACGACGACAGUCCCUUGAUGUGUCAACCACAAAAAAUGGACUUGACUGUGCACUCAGCCUUAGAUUGUAAGCAAAAGAAGUCCAGGUCAAGAUCUGGAAGCAAGAAGAAGAUGCUGACAUUGCCUCAUGGUGCUGACGAGGUCUACAUUCUCCGGUGCAGGUUUUGUGGCCUAGUCUUUCGGGGACCAUUGUCUGUUCAGGAAGACUGGAUUAAGCACUUACAACGACACAUUGUAAACGCUAAUAUUCCACGGACUGGAGCUGGCAUGGUGGAAGUCACGUCACUACUUAAAAAGCCUGCCUCCAUUACAGAAGCCUCGUUCUCUUUACUGAUGGCAGAAGCAGCUUCAUAGAACCAGGAGUCCUUUUCAGUAGCAAAUUUAAUUGGAUGUAAAUUAAAAAAAAAUUUUUUUGUAAGCCACAUCCAUUUAUAAAUGCUAAAGUAGGAGCAGUGGGGGCCGUGAAUUACAGGACAUCAGAGCAUCUGAAUACUUGAGAGAGUGAGUAGCCUAUAUAUAUAUAUUUUAUAUAGGGUGGAAUGUGUUUUUAAGGGUUACUGAGUUUCAUUGGCUGAGUUUACUCAAAGGUCUUACGUCUGAGAGCCAUUUGUAAAGUGUUGCACAUGAAUUUACAGACAGACUUACUGACAGUUAGUUCUCUGCAGUGUUACCAGAAUCAAGACUUUUUUCCCCCCACACUUAUAUAGAAGACUAAGAUUAUAUUUUGUUGGUAUGUAUUUAGUGUUUUGUAUAAUACCAGGAACUGCUAACUAAAUUUACUCAACUUAGGGCAUUAAAUAUCAUGUACUUCAUAGUUUGAGACUGUUCACCCGGUCAGGCAGAGAGCUAUCUGUCUGGAUGUGUAAGUGUUUUUUUAAAAUCACAUGGAACGGUUUUUUUUUUUUUUUUUUUUUUUUUUUAUACUAAAAAGUUGGAGGGAGAUUUGUUUAAACAAGUAUUUCUAAAAGAACUAUGUACAUAGUCCUGGAAAUUCCCUGCGGUGAGGAAGCCUUCUUCCUCCAGUUGCAUUUCUCAGACAAUGAAGUGGUGCGUCCAUGCUACCUCCUACUUUGUCAACAAAGAUGCUGUACCCUUUCCAUCUUUGUACCAUAGUAGAUUUUACAAAUCCAAUGUUCUUUAUUGCAAGACAUACUUUUGUUAACAGACUUGUUUCUUUGUAAUGUUUUACGUACAGUUUGACAUGCUUACAGGACAGGGUUGUCUCUUUAUUUAACAUUGUAGAAAUGUAAUUAAUAAACAAGGCUCACUACACAAUUUAGAAUAGACUUUCUCAUUUAUAUUAUCUUCCAGAUUUGAUCAGUUAGCAAAACUAUUAAUACACAAAAUAUUUCUACAUAUGAUGAGAAUGUUUACAAUUUCAAUCUUAGAGCUUGUUUUGGAUGUGAUUAUAUGUAUGAAAAUUGUGUAACACUAUGCUCAUGCUAAGGACCGACAUGGAAUACUGAAAUAAAUGUGCUGUGCGGAGUGGAGAAA
Messenger RNA from Arvicola amphibius (Eurasian water vole), 5780 nucleotides. RefSeq names its product zinc finger protein 644 (gene Znf644). Lineage: Eukaryota; Metazoa; Chordata; Mammalia; Rodentia; Cricetidae. Gene Ontology annotation, cellular component: nucleus. Bases 684 to 4640 code for a protein of 1318 amino acids. Gene Ontology annotation, biological process: regulation of transcription by RNA polymerase II. The transcript has 9 exons. Gene Ontology annotation, molecular function: DNA-binding transcription factor activity, RNA polymerase II-specific; RNA polymerase II cis-regulatory region sequence-specific DNA binding. The record is from RefSeq and is a predicted model, not a curated record.